Messenger RNA from Zymoseptoria tritici IPO323, 1335 nucleotides. RefSeq lists its product as uncharacterized. Gene Ontology annotation, biological process: zinc ion transmembrane transport. Gene Ontology annotation, cellular component: plasma membrane. The coding region runs from base 40 to 1335 and encodes 431 amino acids. Lineage: Eukaryota; Fungi; Ascomycota; Dothideomycetes; Mycosphaerellales; Mycosphaerellaceae. The transcript has 3 exons. The record is from RefSeq and is a predicted model, not a curated record. Gene Ontology annotation, molecular function: zinc ion transmembrane transporter activity.
GAUGGUGCGAGGUGCUACAGACCAUUCUCCUCCACGAUCAUGACACAGAAUGGCCCAGCAGAGCCACCUCCAAGCCAAUGGCUCUCCACCGCCGACAUCCCCCUCCCCCACCUCCUCCACGAACUCCACCUCCGCCAGCAACAAACCGACCCUUCCACCCCCACGCCUCGCCCAACCUGCGGCAGCAACAAACCCACAACAACCUACAACACGCCCAUCCACGUCUUCGCCCUCUUCCUCAUCCUCCUCCUCUCCACCCUCGCCUGCGCCUUUCCCAUCAUAAUCCGACGCUUCCCGCGUCUCCCGGUUCCCAACCAGCUGCUCUUUUUGUCAAGACACUUCGGAACGGGAGUCCUGAUCGCAACGGCUUUUGUCCACCUCUUACCGACUGCGUAUACGAAUUUAACGGAUCCUUGUCUGCCGGACUUCUGGACGAAGACGUAUCCGGCUAUGCCGGGGUUUAUUGCUAUGUGGAGUGUGUUGGUGGUGGUGGGGAUUGAGAUGUUUUUCGCGGGGAGAGGGGUGGGGCAUUCUCAUGGAGAGGUGGAUUUUGGCGGGUUGAGGGGUGGGGAGGAUGGAGAGGGACAAGAGCUUGGGAGGAGGAGGGGGAGGAGGAGGAGCGGAAGAGAAGGAAUCCACACACCCGCUUCGGACGACUCCGACUCGGACCUCGACCUCGACGAACUGGACCCAGAUAAUCCCUUCACCUCCUCCUCCGACCGCCAACCCCUCACAGCCCGCUCAUCCACCUCCUCCACCCGAUCCAUCCUGCACCACAACCCCUCCGCCCACCCAUCCUCCUCCCCCUCUCCCGGAGACGGCAGUGCAACCACCCCCCACGAACAACGCCUCAUCCUCCAAUGCCUCCUCCUCGAAGCCGGAAUCCUCUUCCACUCAAUCUUCAUCGGCCUCGCCCUCUCCGUCUCCACCGGACCCGCCUUCUACUCCCUCCUCCUCGCCAUCUCCUUCCACCAAACCUUCGAAGGCCUCGCUCUCGGCUCCCGCAUCGCCUCCAUCCCCACCUUCUCCCCCUCCUCGCUAAAACCGUGGGGAAUGGCCGUACUGUAUGGAGUCACGACUCCCAUUGGGCAAGCGAUGGGACUGGGAUUACAGGGACUUUAUGAUCCGAUGAGUGAGGGGGGACUGUUGAUGGUGGGGUGUGUGAAUGCGGUGAGUUGUGGACUGUUGGUUUAUGCGGGGUUGGUGCAGUUGUUGGCCGAGGACUUUUUGAGUGAGAAGAGUUAUGUGGAGUUGAGGGGGAGGAGGAGGGGAAUGGCUUGUGGGGGGGUGGUUGGGGGGGCGAUGUUGAUGGCGUUGGUGGGGGUUUGGGCGUAG